Messenger RNA from Erinaceus europaeus (western European hedgehog), 925 nucleotides. RefSeq names its product LYR motif containing 2 (gene LYRM2). Gene Ontology annotation, cellular component: mitochondrion. The coding region runs from base 67 to 333 and encodes 88 amino acids. The transcript has 3 exons. Lineage: Eukaryota; Metazoa; Chordata; Mammalia; Eulipotyphla; Erinaceidae. The record is from RefSeq and is a predicted model, not a curated record.
CUGGCGGCGCCUUCACUUCCGCUCCUGCGCGCUGAGCUUCCCCAGGACUGCCUUGGGCAAGUCAUCAUGGCCGCUUCCCGGCUACCCCCGGCGACGCUGACACUGAAGCAGUUCAUGAGAAGGCAGCAAGUUCUCCUUCUUUAUAGAAGGAUUUUGCGAGCUAUUCGUCAAGUUCCAAAUGAUUCUGAUAAGAAGUACUUGAAGGACUGGGCAAGGGACGAAUUCAAAAGAAACAAAAGUGCCACUGAAGAGGAUACAGUCCGGAUGAUGAUUACUCAAGGCAACAUGCAGCUCAAGGAGCUAGAGAAAACACUUGCUUUAGCAAAAUCAUGAUUAACAGGAUCAUUUUGAAAGAUUUUUAAGGUCUCCAAGUGUUUUGAUGAGCCUUUGCUCAACAAUGGGCAACUCAAAGCUGAGUCAAACUGUUUAUAUGGAUAGUGGUAGGGCAGAAUAUCAGAACAUGGAGUGGGGCCUAUCAGAGAAGAAGUUCAUUAGAACAAUGCCUUCUAGUUGAAAAAUAUACUCUGCAAUGUGACAGUGUUUCUGGAUGUAUCAAAUUUUUGGUGAAGAUACAUAUAAAUUAUUACUCAUAUAUUGCUGGUGGGGAUAGAAGAUGGUGCAGCCACUUUGGAAAACAGACUUUGAAUUGCUUAAAAAGUUAAACAUAGUUAUCAUAUGAUUUAGUGAUUUGCCUAGGUUUAUAAUCAAGAGACUUGAAAAUACAAGUACACAAAAUAUUUGGGAACUAGGCAGUGGUGCACACACUACAGUGCAGUGCACAAUGAUCUAUGUUAAAGCCCCUGGUCCCCACCUGCAGGGGAUAGUUCUACAAAUGGUGAAGCAGGGCUGCAGAUGUCUCUUUGUCUCUAUCUCCCUCUCCCCUCUCCAUUUCUCUGUAUUUAAUAAUAAAUAAAAUGAAAAUAUU